AUGCUGGUGAAGGCGGAGGGGCUCACGCCGCCAGGCGAGGACGAGCUGCUGCUGCUGGGCUUGGCCUCGCCCGCCCCCUCGCCCUCGCUGCCGUCUAGCGCCGAGGAGGAGGAAGAGGAGGAGGAGGAGGAGGAGCUGCGGGCAGCCUCACCGGCGAGGCCCGUCGAAGCGCGAGGGUUACGGCGAACGGAGGGAAAGCGACGGCCGGGGCGAUCCCGCGGUGCCCCGAGAACGGCUCGGACGGCGGAGACUGCUCAGCGAAUCAAACGGAGCCGGCGGCUGAAGGCCAACAACCGGGAGCGCAACCGAAUGCACAACCUGAAUGCGGCGCUGGACGCCCUCCGCGACGUGCUGCCCACCUUCCCCGAGGAUGCCAAGCUCACCAAGAUCGAGACGCUGCGCUUCGCCCACAACUACAUCUGGGCCCUCACCGAGACCUUGCGACUGGCCGGGGCGGCGAGGCUCGGCCCGGAGGCGGUGGUGGCGGCGGGGCCGGUAACAGGAGGGGGAGGUCCCGCCGAGGGCAGUCCCUCGCCCGCUUCCUCCUGGAGCGGCGGCUCCGCCAGCCCCGCACCCUCCGCCUCACCCUACGCCUGCACUUUAUCCCCCGCCAGCCCCGCCGGUUCCGCCUCGGAUGCUGAGCACUGGCCCGGCCGUUUCGCCCCGCUGCCGCCUCGCCGCUGCCUCUAG
Indicator indicator is the source of this 690-nucleotide messenger RNA. It is a transcript of the gene NEUROG2, whose product is annotated as neurogenin 2. The transcript has a single exon. The record is from RefSeq and is a predicted model, not a curated record. Lineage: Eukaryota; Metazoa; Chordata; Aves; Piciformes; Indicatoridae. The coding region runs from base 1 to 690 and encodes 229 amino acids. Gene Ontology annotation, molecular function: protein dimerization activity.